CGUACCAACUUUAAAAUCAGUAAUAAUACAGAAAUGAAACGAAUAAAGAAAUGAAGGAAGACUUUGAGUAAAAGAGAGAGAGAGAGGGCAGAGAGGAGGGGAGAUUAGUAAUACUCUCAGUUGACAAAAUUUCACAUGGCAAAAUACUAGAUCAUCAAAAUCGUGCUAUGUGUGCGUUUUUUUCAUUUCAUUUCAUUGAUCACUCUGUUAUAUCCCAGUGGAAACUCAGUGCAUUAAACAGAGAGAGAGCCGUCGCCUCCUUCUCCAUUAUAAUCAUUAGCCACAUUUAUUAAUCAAUAACUGUACCAUACAUGCAUAAAUUCAUUAAUUAUUGAUAGUAUAUUGUGGAUCCAAGAAGAAGAAAAAGGGAGACACAUUCACUCCUUAAUUUAAUUUAAUUUAAUUUUGAUUAACUGCAUUGCAUGGGUAGCUACCGAGUCUGCGUCUGCUUCCGGAGGAAGUUCAAGUCAGGGGAGGCAGAACCGCCCCACGAAAUCCGAGAACUCUUCAACAAAUACUCCGAAGGUGGGGCCCACAUGACACCUGACCAACUCUGCCGCUUCCUCACCGAGGUUCAAGGCGAGGUAGUAAACGACAACGACCAACUCAACCCGCAGAAGUUGGUUGAGGAUUUGUUGCACAAACGACAUCACAUUACCAAGUUCGCGAGGCAUAAUCUCACGUUAGAUGAUUUUCAUCAUUAUCUUUUCUCCACUGAUCUCAAUCCUCCCAUCAGAUCUCAGGUUCAUCAGGAUAUGACAGCUCCAUUGACCCAUUAUUUCAUAUAUACUGGCCAUAACUCCUAUCUCACUGGAAAUCAACUCAGCAGUGAUUGUAGUGAUAUCCCUAUUAUAAAGGCAUUAAAUAGAGGUGUGAGAGUUGUUGAGCUUGAUAUAUGGCCCAAUUCCACCAAAGAUGAUAUUCUUGUUCUACAUGGAAGGACAUUAACAACACCUGUGGAGUUGAUCAAAUGUUUGAAAUCCAUUAAAGAUCAUGCUUUUUCUGCAUCUCCCUACCCAGUCAUAAUAACUCUUGAAGACCAUCUUACACCAGAACUUCAAGCAAAAGCUGCUCAGAUGAUUACUCAAACAUUUGAAGAUAUGCUGUUCUGUCCAAACGAUGAAAAUUUAACCAAUGUUCCUUCACCUGAAGAAUUAAAGUAUAGGAUCAUGAUAUCAACAAAACCUCCGAAAGAGUACUUAAAAUCUGAAAGUGUGAGGAGGGAGAGUUCCAAACAAUUGAUGAUAUCAAAAUCAAAGGAUUCUGAUGAUGAUGACUGGGGAAAGGAAGUUGCUGAUGUUGCGAAAACUAAAAACGAUGACAAGGGUGACUUUGAUACAAAUCAACAGAAUGAGGAUGAGGAAUCAAAUGAUGAAGACUAUGAAACAAAUCAGGAGAGUGAAUAUAAGCGUUUAAUCGCUAUUCAUGCUGGAAAACCUAAGGGUAGUUUGAAGGAAGCCUUAAAAGUUGAAGAUGAUAAAGUGAGACGCCUUAGCUUAAGUGAACAAGCUCUUGAAAAGGCUGCUGAAUCACUUGGAACUGAUCUUAUUAGAUUCACCCAGAAGAACUUUUUGAGGGUGUAUCCGAAGGGUACGCGGGUCACCUCCUCAAACUACAAGCCACUUGUUGGAUGGAUGCAUGGUGCUCAAAUGGUUGCCUUCAAUAUGCAGGGAUAUGGCAAAAAUCUUUGGUUGAUGAAUGGAAUGUUUAGAUCCAAUGGGGGAUGUGGUUAUGUAAAAAAGCCAGACUUUCUAAUGAAUGUAGGUCCAAACAAUGAGGUAUUCAAUCCUAAAGAUAAGUUGCAGGUAAAGAAGACUCUUAAGGUCAAAAUAUAUGUGGGUGAUGGAUGGCGUAUGGAUUUCAAACAAACUCAUUUUGACUCAUAUUCUCCGCCUGAUUUUUAUGCCAGGGUUGGCAUAGCUGGAGUGCCAGAUGAUGUAACAAUGAAGAAAACAAAGAUAAUAGAAGAUAACUGGAUACCUGCAUGGGACGAAGAGUUCACCUUUCCUUUAACUGUCCCUGAACUUGCUUUGCUCAGAGUGGAAGUUCAUGAAUAUGACAUGUCUGAGACAGAUGAUUUUGCUGGCCAAACUUGUUUACCAAUUGCUGAACUCAAACAAGGGAUCCGCGCAGUUCCACUCUUCGACCGAAAAGGAGAGAAGUACAAUUCAGUUAGGCUUCUUAUGCGAUUCGAUUUUAUUUAAGCUGUUUUUUCUGUACUUGGUGUAUGUUUCUUUUGUUGUGAAGAAGAAUGUUGUAACUUGUUUUCCAUGUCAAACGUUGCUUUUGGUUGUUUGGGUUUGAAUCAUCUGGAUUUGGCUUAAACUUUCAAAAUAUGUAUAUGCUCUGUAACUUGUUCACUUGAUUAUGUAAGUAAAUAAAAAACAGUAAUAUAUGGUUAGGAAAGACAUCAUGUCUCAAAUUUUUUUGCA
Cicer arietinum (chickpea) is the source of this 2432-nucleotide messenger RNA. Its product is annotated as phosphoinositide phospholipase C 4-like. Gene Ontology annotation, cellular component: plasma membrane. The record is from RefSeq and is a predicted model, not a curated record. Gene Ontology annotation, molecular function: phosphatidylinositol-4,5-bisphosphate phospholipase C activity. NCBI's taxonomy places the organism in Eukaryota, Viridiplantae, Streptophyta, Magnoliopsida, Fabales, Fabaceae. Gene Ontology annotation, biological process: phosphatidylinositol-mediated signaling; release of sequestered calcium ion into cytosol; lipid metabolic process.